Messenger RNA from Suillus fuscotomentosus, 1402 nucleotides. RefSeq lists its product as uncharacterized. Bases 311 to 1252 code for a protein of 313 amino acids. The record is from RefSeq and is a predicted model, not a curated record. Lineage: Eukaryota; Fungi; Basidiomycota; Agaricomycetes; Boletales; Suillaceae. The transcript is spliced from 15 exons.
GAUUGGCGAAAAGUCGAUAAUAUUUCCGAUCAGCCCGGCGACAUAGCCCCAAGAUACCUCCGCGCGUCUACGCAUACUCAACUCACCCAGACUCCUACUUAGCACCCCUCUAGCCAAUGUCUUCCAUUCCAUGAUUUGCGUUCAAUAUGCGCUUGGACGAUGAGCGAGUUCCAGCGUAACUGUGUCCUUGCAGCCUGCUACCGCCUCAGUGCUCAUCACUCGCGCACACCCUUGGGGCUCAUUUAAUGGCCGCUCCGGCACUGCCGUCGAAUAUCCGUGCCUGAAUUUAUCGGCUUCUUAUAGAUGGUAGAUGGCAAGAGGAGUGGUACGCCAUUUGACAUCUUCCUCCAACCCCAUGGCUCUCUAUGAACCAACCGACUUCGUGAUAGGGCGAUCUCUUUUGAAUCUAAAUUACGCCUAUGUGUCUACAACUGUGAUCUGGGUCUAUGACUAUAUCAUCACAUUCGACGAUGAGCUGGCCUAUUUUCGCAAGUCCACGUGGGGGAAGGUCAAGAUACUGUAUCUGAUGUGUCGCUAUCUGCCAUUUGUGCUAUUGGCUGCAGAUACCUACCAGGUAUUACAACCUGCCUUGCCAUUGAGUCAAUGUCAGACAUACUUCCAGAUAAACUCAUGGCUUGAGGGAAUCACACUGGUGGCUGCGGAAUGGAUGUUCAUUUUGAGAACGUACGCCAUCUGGGGAAGAAGCAGGAGGAUAUUGAUCAUUCUCUUGAGUUCCUUCUUCGCAAUUUUGAUCCCAGUCAUCUAUAUAUUGACUAGCUUUGGCAACUCUGUGACAAUAUCCGAACCUCCGAUCCCCAACAUCACCAGCUGUUAUAAUGUCGGCGAAAGUCGCAUCAUUGUUGUAGCCUAUGUUUUACUAGUAGUCGCUGAAUUUGAAAUUUUGUCUUUUACACUAUACCGCUCCAUCAAACAUUACAGAAGUCUUACAAACGACAAUCACUUGCUCAAUAUUCUCAUUCAGCACAACGUAUUCUAUUUCAUCUGCGGACUUUUCUUUUCGCUUCUUGUCAUCCUGACUAUAGCGCUUCUUCCUUCUGUGUACGGUGAUAUGGCUUCAAACCUACAGGUCACGGUACAUGCCUUGCUCGUUACACGGAUGCAUCUCGAGCUCUGGAGGUCGGACCGUGCUCAGAGGUUCGUCUUGGUUGACGAUAAUAUAGCCCUCGAUACGUUGGAUCAAGUUCUGAGAAGUCGCAAUCAGGAUUGGCACAGGAAUAUUUUGGCCACUUGACCUUGUCUUCGUUAUAUAGUUCCAGCAAGUUGCGCAAAUAUGUAGCUAUGUACUGUAGAGACACAGUUGCUGUAACUUUCAGUAAGGUCACGACAUCACGUGGACAUGUCAUUUACGCGUCAGUGGUGUCACGACCCUAUCAUUAGCUUU